CAACUCGGUCCGUUAACAACCUUCACGGGUACAUUUUAAGCUCAAAACCAAUCCCGGUGGAACACCAAAACAACAGACAACCGACCAUGUCCACCCACACGCGCGAAAGAGCCGCCAUAACCCAUCCCGCGUGCGUGCCAUUAUGUCGACAUCGUAACAACACCUCUCCAAACCAUCAAGAUACCGCCACGUGUCCAAUCCAACGACUCAAGCUCCCCAUCUCGUUACCGAAAGCCCCACAAAAGCGGGCCCCGCCGUAAACCUCCAUCCAAUUAUCCACCGUCCGAUCCGAAUCCAAAGUCCCUAAUGUUAUCACGUGACCCUGGCGUGCUCUUUGUCUCAUUCCCGCUUUCUUUGAAAGUCUAACAAUGGCGUCAUCUCCUUCUCUGCGUUUUCGCUUUAUAUUCUUUAUCGGAUCCACAAACCGAGAACUAAAUCGCGAUCCGCGCUGAAGAGAACUCAGUGAUGUCUUUCUUCGAGGAUCCGAAUCCGCUUCUCUUCCUCCUCGGCCGUGUCCGCCACCAUGCUCGUCUCUUCACCGAAGAGAACUUAUCUGCGGUGAGAUGCGGUGGCGGCGAAGGUGCGGAGGAGUGCCGGAAUGAUGCGGCAGCGAUGAAGCUGAAACUGAUUGCGAUAGCGACGAUUCUGGUCGCCGGUGUUGCGGGUGUGGCGAUUCCGUUGGUCGGGAGGAAGCGUCGGAUGAUGAGGACUGAUGGUUCUUUGUUUGUUCUGGCGAAGGCGUCCGCGGCCGGCGUUAUACUGGCGACGGGGUUUGUUCAUAUGUUGCACGACGCGCAGGCGGCGCUGACGAGCCCUUGUUUGCCGGCGAUGCCAUGGCGGAAGUUUCCGUUCUCGGGGUUCAUAGCCAUGGUGGCGGCUCUGGGAACGUUGGUGGUUGACUUUGUUGGGACGCAAUACUAUGCGCAGAAACACCGAGAGGAGGCGAUGGGUGUGAAAGCAACUGCGGCCGCGGCGAUCGCGGCGGUUGAGGAGGGCAUCUCAGCCGUGCCCGAAGCGCCGGAGACGGCAGAGGGCGAUAAGGACGCGAUGCACAUCGUCGGGAUGCACGCGCACGCGGCCGCGCAUCGGCACAGCCACGCGCACGGGCAUCGCGCGUGCGAUGGCAGCGACGUCGCGCAGCACACGCACAGCCAUGGGCACGCGCAUGAAGACGAAAGCGAAGUGCCAUCCCAUGUGCGGCAUGUCGUCGUCUCUCAGAUUCUAGAGCUUGGUAUCGUUUCGCAUUCAGUGAUCAUUGGGUUGUCGCUGGGAGUGUCCCGGAGCCCGUGCACUAUCCGGCCGCUUGUGGCGGCGCUGUCAUUCCACCAGUUCUUCGAAGGUUUUGCAUUGGGAGGCUGCAUUUCACAAGCCCAGUUUAAGAACUUUGCUGCAGGACUAAUGGCAAGCUUCUUUGCGAUCACUACACCAUUGGGGAUUGCGGCGGGGGCUGGGGCGGCUUCCUUUUAUGACUCUUAUAGCCCGAGAGCGCUGGUUAUUGAAGGUUUGCUCGAUUCAGUGUCGGCUGGCAUUCUUAUUUACAUGGCUCUAGUGGAUCUCAUUGCUGCUGAUUUCUUGAGUAGGAGUAUGAGCUGCAAUUUCCGGUUGCAGGCUGCAUCAUAUACUGCUUUGUUUCUUGGUGCUGCUUCAAUGUCUGCCCUUGCUAUCUGGGCUUAAAUGGUGAGCGACAUCUGUACCUUUGUAUAGUGUGUUCAGUUUUGUUUGGUUGAAGUGUAGGCUAUCUUGCCUUCAAGUUAACAACAAACGUGUAUACUUCUUUCACAAGGGAAGAAUGAAUUUGAUCAAUUUUACAGUGAAACAGUUAUUGAGCUUCACUUUGUGUUUCCAUGUAUUGUUUGGUCUGGGAGAAUUGUUUAUGAUGACCGAGUAAUAUUGAAAUGUGUGUGUAUGUGGGGUUAUAUGAAGAAAAUAAAAAAGAUGGCAGAGUAAUGCCUCUUCUUGUGUUUUA
Dioscorea cayenensis subsp. rotundata (Guinea yam) is the source of this 1966-nucleotide messenger RNA. Its product is annotated as zinc transporter 10-like. Gene Ontology annotation, biological process: zinc ion transmembrane transport. Bases 466 to 1674 code for a protein of 402 amino acids. The record is from RefSeq and is a predicted model, not a curated record. Gene Ontology annotation, cellular component: plasma membrane. The transcript is spliced from 5 exons. Lineage: Eukaryota; Viridiplantae; Streptophyta; Magnoliopsida; Dioscoreales; Dioscoreaceae. Gene Ontology annotation, molecular function: zinc ion transmembrane transporter activity.